AUGAAAAGGGAUUUGAACCCCAACGCUGGUGAGUUUCACCCGACGGGUGGGCGACUCACCCCAAAGCCCUCAUUAAAUGAGGGGGGUAGUCGUUCUUCAUCCUUGCAAGGUGGCUCCGCACCCGCCGCAGCUUCUUCGUCCCAACAGAAUAACGCAAAUCCUAAUGAUAGAACGCCCUUUCAAGUUUCCGAGGGCCUUGUAGAGGCAUGCUACUUUGUGCCAGCGACACGAUUCUUAAUGGAUUGUCGCGCCGCAUUCUAUGAACACCCGGAAACCACUAAAUGUAAGCACAUGGAAUUUGAACGUCUACUGCGUCGUUGCUUUUUUGGAGCACAUGAAGCCAAUGAACUGAGCAUCUCCUUGGCUUCUGCGUCUGGUCAAAAUAGACCAUUCUGGGUGUCGUAUUCUGCGGCCUAUUUUCGGAUGGCGCACGACGUCGUACAGGAGGUUGAACUUGGGACGCCCUGUCCUUCCACUCAACUGUUACCCCCGGCGGCGGCAGGCGCUUCACUCGCAAUGCCGAUGAUUCCACCUAACUUGACAAGCUUCACAAAUAACUCGACGGAGGAAGAAAGGCAACGUGAAUCUCUUCGUGAAGUUUAUCUGUCAAGGCUUCGACCUGUCGUUCCGUAUUCUAUUCGCAAGCAACUGGCUUUCCGUGCCAAACGCCCUGGCGUCGAUUUACAAGAGGAUGUGACGAGGGCUAUGACUUACGCUCUUGACAUCUUUUUUUUCUUUACGCGGUUGCAAUUUCUUCGGUUUUUAGAUGCAUCUUCUGGACUAAGCUACUCUGCAUGUGUUCAAUUUUUAACCAGACUACGCGAGCGUUUGAUGAAGCCGGAAGUGGCCGAUUCCUUUCUAAGUGUUGCCCUCGUCCUGAUGUUAGUUUCCACCGCUCACAUAACGUUUGCACCACGUGGCGGUGAAAGUUGCUCUCCACGAG
Molecule: messenger RNA, 943 nt
Organism: Trypanosoma cruzi
Lineage: Eukaryota; Euglenozoa; Kinetoplastea; Trypanosomatida; Trypanosomatidae
Exons: 1
Source: RefSeq, a predicted model, not a curated record